Serinus canaria (Common canary) is the source of this 3330-nucleotide messenger RNA. RefSeq names its product potassium voltage-gated channel subfamily H member 8 (gene KCNH8). Gene Ontology annotation, biological process: regulation of membrane potential; potassium ion transmembrane transport. The transcript has 16 exons. Gene Ontology annotation, cellular component: membrane. Gene Ontology annotation, molecular function: voltage-gated potassium channel activity. Lineage: Eukaryota; Metazoa; Chordata; Aves; Passeriformes; Fringillidae. Bases 1 to 3330 code for a protein of 1109 amino acids. The record is from RefSeq and is a predicted model, not a curated record.
AUGCCGGUUAUGAAGGGAUUACUGGCACCCCAGAACACCUUCCUCGAUACCAUCGCCACCCGGUUUGACGGCACACAUAGUAACUUUAUCCUUGCAAAUGCUCAGGUGGCUAAGGGAUUCCCCAUUGUUUACUGCUCUGAUGGCUUCUGCGAGCUUGCUGGAUUUGCACGGACUGAAGUCAUGCAGAAGAGCUGCAGCUGUAAAUUCUUACUUGGUGCUGAAACAAAUGAGCAGAUGAUUCUUCAAAUUGAGAAAUCAUUGGAGGAAAAGAUAGAAUUUAAAGGAGAAAUCAUGUUCUAUAAGAAGAAUGGGUCUUCAUUCUGGUGCUUACUGGAUAUUGUUCCUAUAAAGAAUGAAAAAGGAGAUGUGGUACUCUUUCUGGCCUCUUUCAAAGACAUAACAGACACAAAAGUGAAGAUUGCCGCAGAAGACAAAAAAGAAGAAAAAUGGAAAGGAAGAGGAAGAGCAGGAUCACAUUUUGAGUCGGCACGCAGGCGGAGUAGAGCUGUCCUUUAUCACAUCUCUGGACAUCUACAAAGAAGAGAGAAGAACAAAUUAAAAAUUAAUAAUAAUGUUUUCGUAGACAAACCAGCAUUUCCAGAAUACAAAGUUUCAGAUGCAAAAAAAUCCAAAUUCAUAUUGCUGCAUUUUAGCACUUUUAAAGCUGGCUGGGACUGGCUUAUUUUACUGGCAACGUUUUAUGUUGCUGUGACUGUACCUUACAAUGUUUCCUUUAUUGGCCAUGAUGAGCUGUCUACAACUCGAAGCACAACUGUCAGUGACAUUGCAGUGGAAAUUCUCUUUAUCAUUGAUAUUAUUUUAAAUUUCCGAACAACGUAUGUCAGCAAGUCUGGCCAAGUGAUAUUUGAAGCAAGAUCUAUUUGUAUCCACUAUGUGACUACGUGGUUUAUCAUUGACUUAAUUGCUGCACUUCCUUUUGAUCUUCUUUAUGCUUUCAACGUCACUGUGGUUUCCCUCGUCCACCUUCUGAAAACCGUGCGGCUCCUGCGCCUGCUGCGCCUCCUGCAGAAGCUGGAUCGCUACUCCCAGCACAGCACAAUCGUCCUCACGCUCCUCAUGUCCAUGUUUGCCUUGCUUGCUCACUGGAUGGCCUGCAUCUGGUAUGUCAUAGGGAAAAGGGAGAUGGAGCAGAACAACCCCCUUACUUGGGACAUCGGUUGGCUUCAUGAGCUAGGAAAACGAAUUGAAUCUCCUUAUUAUGAGAAUAAUACACUUGGAGGCCCAUCAAUCAGAAGUGCCUAUAUAGCUGCCCUGUAUUUCACACUCAGCAGCCUCACCAGUGUUGGCUUUGGAAAUGUUUCAGCCAAUACUGAUGCUGAGAAGAUCUUCUCCAUUUGCACAAUGCUGAUUGGGGCUCUGAUGCAUGCCUUGGUGUUUGGCAAUGUGACUGCCAUAAUUCAGAGGAUGUACUCCAGGUGGUCCCUUUAUCACACCAGAACCAAGGAUUUGAAGGACUUUAUACGGGUCCAUCACCUGCCACAGCAGCUAAAGCAAAGGAUGCUUGAAUAUUUCCAAACCACGUGGUCUGUCAAUAAUGGAAUUGAUUCCAAUGAGCUUUUAAAAGACUUCCCAGAUGAGCUGCGUUCAGACAUCACCAUGCACUUGAACAAGGAGAUUUUGCAGCUUUCCCUUUUUGAGUGUGCCAGUCGUGGUUGCCUCAGGUCUCUGUCUCUGCACAUCAAAACCUCCUUCUGUGCUCCUGGGGAGUACCUGCUGCGGCAGGGAGAUGCCCUGCAAGCGAUCUACUUUGUGUGCUCAGGUUCCAUGGAAGUCCUGAAGGACAGCACUGUGCUGGCAAUCCUUGGUAAAGGAGAUUUAAUUGGAGCAAACCUAUCCAUUAGGGAUCAAGUUAUUAAAACAAACGCAGAUGUUAAAGCUCUAACGUAUUGUGACCUCCAAUGUAUCAUCCUCAAAGGUCUCUUUGAAGUGCUUGACCUGUACCCAGAGUAUGCUCACAAGUUUGUUGAAGACAUCCAGCAUGAUCUCACUUACAAUCUAAGAGAAGGGCAUGAAAGUGAUGUAAUAUCAAAAUUAUCCAACAAGCCUACACUAUCCCAGACAGAGCUCAAGGGAAAUGGAAAUAUAAAGAAGAGACUCCCUUCAAUUGUGGAAGAUGAAGAUGAGGAAGAGGAGGGAGAAGAAGAAAGCAGCACCCUUUCACCUAUUGAUACACGAAGCACAAAUAGCUCUCAGCAGAAGAAGACUGCAAGCAGCAAAAGCCACCUAGGGAGAAACUUGAAGCAGCUGGCCUCAGGAACUGUACCCUUUCAUUCCCCUAUCCGUGCUUGCAGUUCAAACCCCUCACGAGCCAAACAUGAAACAGAGAUCCAUUACUACUCCAGAAGGAAGGAAAAGAACCUUAAAUUGUACCUGUCAGCACUGACUGCCAGCGGCCCACCAGAUCUGAGCCCAAGAAUUGUCGAUGGGAUUGAGGAUGGAAACCAUAACGAAGAAAGCCAGACCUUUGACUUCAGUUCUGACCAGCACAGGCAGGAAUCCAGGUUAUCUCCUACAACUGGAGAGGCUGAAAUUGGUGCUGCUGUGCUCAUUAUCAAAGCAGAAGAGACGAAACAGCAGAUCAGCAGGCUUAAUAAUGAGAUGACAUCUUUAAGUCAAGAAGUCUCACAGUUACGCAAGGAUAUGAAGAAUGUGAUGCACCUUCUGGAAAACCUGCUCACAUCCCAGAAGCCUCCAGGAUUCUGUGCUGUGCACAGCCUAUCUCGAAGUCCCACCCUGGACAGUCUGCAGCCUCGAGUGGCUUGGACUACACAUCAACCUUGCUCACACAUGCAAGCUGGAAACUUCACUUGCACCAAAGCACAACUUUGUCGUGGAAAUACACUAUGUGACAUUUGGAAUACAGACCUGUCUUCUGUAGGCAGCAGUCCCCAAAGGACUGAAUCCAACUUGCAAAAUUCUAUGGAUGGUGAACUUUAUUAUACAACAGGCCUUCAAAAUUCCCCUUCCCAGUAUCAGGUAAUUCAGAAAGACAAUCUGCAAUUUUUAAGAUGCACCUCUCCCCAUUCAGACACUACCCUGACUCCUCUUCAGUCUAUUUCAGCAACCCUUUCUCCUUCAGUAUGCUCUUCAUCAGAGACAUCACUGCACCUAGUGCUGCCCAGCAGAUCAGAGGAAGGGAGCUUUAGCCAAGGAGCAAUCAGUUCACUGAGCCUUGAGAACCUGCCAGGAUCAUGGGACCUGGAAGGAACAGCCAGAGUAACUUCUGCACAGACCCCAGAUUUCCCAAUAGACAUUGUGACAAGCACAAGGGAUGUUAAAGAUAAAGACUGCCAAGCCAUAGAUGUAUGA